Messenger RNA from Cephus cinctus (wheat stem sawfly), 4094 nucleotides. RefSeq lists its product as uncharacterized. The record is from RefSeq and is a predicted model, not a curated record. The transcript has 2 exons. NCBI's taxonomy places the organism in Eukaryota, Metazoa, Arthropoda, Insecta, Hymenoptera, Cephidae. Bases 129 to 3980 code for a protein of 1283 amino acids.
UCGUCAAGGAUUGGCUCAGUGUGCAUUUGCUACUUUUCAACGUAGUAACGCAACAGAGUGAAGCUGCGUGACUCACGGAGUCACGACACAAGGUACUCAUUCGAAUCCUCUUCUCUUCCAUCCACGGGAUGAGGUCGAGAGUAUCAUGCCGGAGCACUGGGAUCAUUCUGAUCCUGAGUUGUCUGCUGGUCCAGGUGCUUUCAGACGAGUCAACAUCCUUGGAAGAAUAUCGCGUCGAUGACUCCAAUGGCAGGAGAUACCAGAAUUCCGAGGAAGAGCCUGUGAUUCGUCUAUUGGACGAUCAUAGGGUAUCAAGGACUAUUAAUAUGAACAGUAACAUCCUAAUCACUCCAAUUAGACAUACGGAGGAAUUAUCGCCUGUGCCAGAACCACACGUAAAGGUGAAAAAAUUCUCGGCAACAGUCGAGGAUGAAUUAACUAUGCAGUUGUACGCUGCUGUUAUUUUACGUGAAAAUAUGCUACGCGUCUUUGGUCACGUGCUAUACGUUUCGGAUAGUCAGAUCAGUGAGAGUCAGUACAGCUCUCUUUAUAUCAUUCACGAAGCACUGCGCCGCAAUUUGGUCUGCGUGUUCAACAUGUUGCCAACCAUGCACAUAAUACAGAGACAGAGGAAGACGGUGCAAUGGAAAAUGAUUCUCGCUGAAUUGACCAAGAACUUGCCUCCUUAUCUGAAGAGUACUGCCGAAUUUUUGACGUACGAAAUUCAUGGUAAACGAUUCAGCAUCAAAGCUCUUUUCCCACUUGACGUGGAAGGCUUGCCAGGUUUUCUUGACCAUCUGGAUCCGGAACUUAUAGAUAUCUGCAAAAUUAUAUCACCCGCCGUCGAGAAAAAAGGAUACGACCAAUCAUCGAAAUUGACUGUGGGACGUGUGUUCCUCGAGGUCCUAUACAAAAUAAUUAACGGACAAAUUAGUUUCACGCAACGAUUGUUCGCCGUGAUUUUAAUGAGCCUCCCGCAAAACGGCGAAGAUCCGAUACUCGAUGAAAAUAUUAGAUAUAUUUUUGAACUUUCAAAAUUCAGCCUGAUACCGUUCUCGGAAAUCAUCGGUCACAAUCACGACGCAACGGAUCCGUAUGAAUUAAUAUAUUUGACAAUUUCGAAAAUUUUGACCGGCCAACAAAUUCCCAUCUUCGUUCGAGAGAGUCUUUUCUACAUUAGAAAUCACUUGAGGCCGAUUACCGUGACACAUAUUAAUCCAAUGCACAAUUCUAUAAAGAGGAUAGUCAGCAAUGGAUUUAACGUUAAUUUAAUUCUAUCUAGUAUCGUGCAAUUUGAUUUUAGUCCAGACGUGGUUCAUCUAAGGGAUCGACUGUUGUAUUUCAUUCAGAAACGUUACGUUGACAUGCAAAUUAUCCUGGAUGGAAUGAACACCUUUAUUUACAGUAACCCUAUGGAUCUGCUGAUUGCCUUGUUAACCAGAAUGCAAAAAAGAAUUCAACCUUCCUAUAUUGAAAUUCACUGUACUAUCUCCGCAUUGCUCUCUUCUCUGGUACUGAAGAAGGAAAUCUAUGCAUUCUGUCCAAGUAUAUCUCCAAGUAUAGACAUUACCAUGAUACUAGGAUAUCUGCAGAAUCCAGUCUUGGACCUUACAGUUCGGAAAGAAGCGGACUCUUUGUACGUGUAUAUACUGAACCAUCCUGAUGAACUUAAAAACCUGAAAGCACUGAUUCCUUCGGAAAAGAAAAAAUGCGUUCUGCCAAGACAGUGCAUUAUAAACAUUGUAACUGAUAUAAAAAAUAUCGAUAAUCCAACGACAUAUAAGAAACUACAAAUCCUGCAGCUAAUAUUAAUAAGAAGUUACAGCGUUUGGAAAGACGUAUACCUGAAAGACCCGCUUGUAGGAAACAAGACAGAUAAUGUCAUUCCAGAAACAGCUGACCCGGAAAAUGAUCGAUUCAAAAAUCCACUGAUAAUGUAUAUUAAUGGCGUUGUUGCUUUUGAAGUACCUUUCUAUAUUACGACGACAACAAAGACGUCGCCAUUAAUGUCUUCAGAAGGGUCCGCCAUAAAUGAAGUUCGUACUACAACUAAUAUCCCUGCCGCUAGUACUACGACCAGAGAUACUACUGUUACUACUGCCGUUAAUGCUUCUACUACUGCUGCUUCUACUACUGCUGCUUCUACUACUGCUGCUACUACUGCUGCUACUACUGCUGCUACUACUACUGUUUCUACUACCAUUACUACUACCAGUACCACUGGAAAACCUGCACAAACAACAACCGGCCAAAUACUGUCUCAAGUAACUAUAAACUCAACUGAACCUGCGAGAACGACAACAGAAAGGCAAGUAAACUCGACUGAACCAGUGACACUAAAAACUACGCAACACGAGUAUCCAUUGAGUAUACCAAAUCUUCCUGAAGUAGAUAGAAGGUGUUGCCUUUUACAUAAAGGCGUAAAGCCAAACGCCGACAUUCACGUUGGUCUGAAUAAUUAUGGAAUUCCGUGGAGUAUAUUAGGGAACAAUGGGGCACUAGAAUCAAGCAUGGAGAAAAUUGUCGUACCUUGCAUCAUGACUUUACUGUCUCCUCCGAAUAUUGAAGCGCUAUUCGUCGAGUGGGGUACCCAUUUCAAAACGGCAAUACUGGAUCCUUUGCAAAGUAUCUACGGUACUGAAUACUUAAUGAAAAUAUUUGAAACGAAUUUACAAAUUCAGAAUUAUCCCACGUGCAUUGCUCUCGUAAUAGCAUUCUUGGAGAAAGCUUUGACGUUAUACGAGGUCAAAACCAAUAUAAAAUUCUGUCUUGUCAUAGAAAAGUAUAUCCAGGUAAUAAAUUAUUUGUCAAUUGUCUUACUAAUGCCGAUGAUGUCGCAGUAUAACCAUAUAAAAGGUAACGUCAUUUAUUCAAUAAUAAAUGAUAAUGAUCCAAGCAAGAACCUUGUCUUGGAAAACAUGCCUACGUCACUUGCACAAGGGAGUCUAUGCUUCCCGCUGUUGCAUCCGAAAUAUUAUCUACUAGCAAUCGAUCAGAAAAAUCCAUACGCAGGAUUACUUCCUGAACUGUCAUCUGAUUUUAGAUAUAUUGAAUAUUUCCAAAUACUGAAGACCUUCCUAGUCACAGAGAAAAUUAAUGAAUUGAUCGGAUUUGAUUUUAAUCCUCUGGCGUACCCUAAUCGUGGAACCUUAUUCUGCGGCAUUCUACAGGCUCUUAGCAAAGUUGUUUUCGUUCAGGGCGACGCCAAACUCAGUUACAUUGUCACAGGUUACCUGAAGGCGAUACGAUCGUGGGUAAUGUACACGAAGAUACCCUCGUCAUUUAUUUCGAGCUUUCCCGUUUACGGAUCAAACGUAGUCCCAUCAGCAAACUGGGAACCUGAUCUAUCCAGUCUUAUCGCAAUGCUACCGCCAGCUAGGACGGUUACGGAACUAGACGCAAUGGCACAAUUAAAACUUGUGUUGGCCAAGCGAAAUUUAUUGAACAUGAUCGGAGUACCCAGACCCACGGUUGAUACUAAAGGAAGUGUUUUAUUAAUACAGAUUAUUAAAGCGUUAAUUGAUGCCGAAAAUGUAUGGAUCAGUCCAGUUUUUAUGCCAGUGUUCAAAAUUUACAUCCAAAUACUCGAAGAGAGUACAAUGUUCGAUGCUACGAUAUCAUGGUUCUGGGUUAACGGGCAUACGGAGAAGACGAUUACACUUUACUUCGAUGAUGUGAUUUAUAAUUGUCUGAUUUACAAUCAACUUCCGCCCAAGGCUAAAAUAGCCUACAACUCUAUGGUCAGGUACUUCAACAAAUAUCCACAUUUUUUGCGUAAGUUACCAAAGAUUGGAUCAACGAGGAAACCCACGAAGGGCCUGUAUCUGCAAGCUCUAUUUAUGAAGCUUCUUCAGGAUAAUGAAAUAAGACCCUCUGUGAAGCAUGACAUCGAAAUUCUCAUUCCGUACAUAAAUAUACAUGGAGGUCCGAUAUCGAGGAUGUUACGCAGAAAAAUGAGGCUCACGAGAAGUUUUAUGUAAGUUAUAUACAGGUAAAUUAUGUAAUAAUGUUUUAUAUGUAAAAAUGGACAUGUAUAAUCUAUAUAUGAAAUAUAAACAUUUACCGAGAAUAACAAUUAACUUAUUAAAGAUAAA